Molecule: messenger RNA, 2026 nt
Organism: Bubalus bubalis (water buffalo)
Lineage: Eukaryota; Metazoa; Chordata; Mammalia; Artiodactyla; Bovidae
Gene: DELE1
Product: DAP3 binding cell death enhancer 1
Exons: 12
Coding region: 129-1775 (548 amino acids)
Molecular function (GO): protein binding
Source: RefSeq, a predicted model, not a curated record
UAAUUGGCUGGCAGCGAGCUUCCUAGGGGACUUGGCCACUCGGAGGGCGCCACAGCGGCCACUCUAGCCGCUGUCCCGUGGUUUGGCCUCCCUCUUUCGGCCGCGAGCUCUAUGGUGCUGGCGACGACAUGUGGCGGCUGCCGGGACUCCUGGGCCGAGCUCUUCCUCGUCUGCUGGGACCUGGCCUUCGUGGGGUGACCCCCAAGUCCUCGAGCCCAGAUGGGCCCCAGGCUACCUCUUCCAACCUGCUGGUUCCUGUGCCCAGUUUUGACAGGUCCAGCCACCACUGCCCUGGCCCAGGCACAAGCAGGGGCCCAAAGUCCCAUGGAUGGAAGGAUGCCUUCCAGUGGAUAUCUGCUCGUGGCUCCCGGAACACAUUGUGGGAUGCCAUAUCAUGGGGCACUCUGGCCGUGUUGGCCCUGCAGCUGGCGAGGCAGAUCCACUUCCAGACAUCCCUGCCAGCAGGACCUUGGCGAGUGGAGCGCUGCUCUUGGUGCAGUCCGUUGGACCGCUUCCUCUCAUCUCCCUUGAGGCACCCUUGUUCCUCACUACGGAGGCACAUUCUGCCCAGCCCUGAUAGCCCAACUCCCAGGCACACUGGUCUCGGGGAAUGCAGGCUGGGCCAGGAUGAACCCUCCACUCAGCCUAAAAGCGUCUCUUCACCCAGCUCCUUGAGAGCAGCCAGGCAUCAGGAUCCCUCUGAGGAAGAUCCCAGUGACAUCAGCUGCCUGCAUGCCAGCAGUAGCUUCAAGUCCAAGGCAAAGCCGGCCCAACCUCAGCCCACUGACGAAAAGCAGGAACAAGAGAAAUCAAAGAGUCUUUCCCUCGAGGAGGCCGUGACUUCCAUUCAGCAGCUCUUCCAGCUCAGUGUUUCCAUCGCUUUCAACUUCCUAGGGACAGAGAACAUGAAGAAUGGGGACUACAUGGCAGCCUUUUCUUACUUCCAGAAAGCAGCAGACCGUGGCUACAGCAAAGCACAGUACAAUGUGGGCUUGUGUCACGAGCAUGGCAGGGGCACCCCCAGGGACCCCAGCAAGGCAGCCUUUUAUUACCAGUUGGCUGCCAGCCAGGGCCACAACCUGGCUCAGUACCGCUAUGCAAGGUGCCUGCUACAAGACCCAGGCUCCUCGUGGGACCCUGAGCGGCAGAGGGCAGUGUCCAUGCUGAAGCGGGCUGCAGACUCAGGCUUACGAGAGGCCCAAGCUUUCCUCGGGGUGCUUUUCACCAAGGAGCCCUACGUGGACGAGCGGAGAGCUGUGAAAUAUCUUUGGCUUGCAGCCAACAAUGGGGACUCACAGAGCAGAUACCACUUGGGAAUUUGCUAUGAGAAGGGCCUUGGGGUACAGAAGAGUCUGGGAGAGGCCAUGAGAUGCUACCAGCAGUCAGCAGCUCUGGGGAACACGGCUGCCCAGGAGAGGCUGCGGGCCCUCUUCUCCAUGGAGGCAGCAGGCCUUCACACUUCACUCAGCCCUAAAGAUGGAGCCUUCGAGUUCUCAGAGAGAUACCACAACUUGAAUCCCAAAGAAGAGGCCAGUUAUCCACCUGCCUCCCCAAAGAACCUUAAGUACCUGACCAGCACAGUCAAGAAGAGGGAAGUGUAUAAAGACCCAGGUUCUGGCCACAUCCCCUCGAAGCAGUGGCCUGACUCGCUGUGUUGUUUCCUCAACUGUAGACCAAGGGCAGCGGUGUCUGCCCUCCUACCCGCCAGGGCUGAGGUGGGACAUUUCACUGCGAAAGGACCUUGGUGCGCACUCAGGCCCCAGGAGGCAGAGUGAUGCCCUGUUUCCAUGGGUUUGUGAGUCAUUAGGCCAGGACUAGAAUCCUGCCUCUUGACCCCUGGCCCAGGGCUCUUUUGCACAGUUCUCACUGCAGUUUUAUGUGAAAGCCUUAUUAUUGUCCUGCCGACAGGAGGGAGAUUGAGUCCCAGGAGUCUUGGUACCAGAGAGUGUAGAUUUCGAGAUCCUCGUUUGUGAAAGGUUUGUGCCAGAAAUGGAUGGGAGUUUAAUAAAAGAGAUACUGGAGAUUA